Phoenix dactylifera (date palm) is the source of this 1491-nucleotide messenger RNA. Its product is annotated as putative uridine nucleosidase 1. Gene Ontology annotation, cellular component: cytosol. The record is from RefSeq and is a predicted model, not a curated record. Gene Ontology annotation, molecular function: purine nucleosidase activity. Gene Ontology annotation, biological process: purine nucleoside catabolic process. Lineage: Eukaryota; Viridiplantae; Streptophyta; Magnoliopsida; Arecales; Arecaceae.
ACGGAGGGAGCGAGGUAGCGAGUGGAGAAGAACAGAAACGUGUUUCCUCGGCUCCUCCUUCCUCCUUUCUUUCCUCCUCCCGUAAACCCAAAUUUUUUAACCUCCACCAGGGAUAAAGAGAGGGAGAAAGAGAGGGAUGGAAUCGAACGCCAAUGCCGGAAAAUCGUUGGAGAACAGCAGGAAUCACGCGCCCUUUGUUGGACCGGAGAAGGUCAUCAUCGACACGGAUCCAGGGAUCGUAUGCCUCAGUAUGGGUCGGUAGACACCUCGGUAUGCCUCGAUACGGGGCCUAUACUGACUUAAACUUGAGUUUCAUAUUCGUUCCCAUCUGGUACGAUGAUAGCAUGACUAUUAUGAUGGCAUUUCAAACACCAGAAAUUGAAGUUUUAGGUUUAACUACAAUAUUUGGCAAUGUUAGUACAGAAGAUGCUACUCGCAAUGCUUUACUAUUGUGUGAGAUCGCAGGGCGUCCAAAUGUUCUGGUAGCAGAGGGCAGCCAUGAGCCUUUAAAGGGAGGAAAGCCACGUGUUGCUGACUUUGUACAUGGAUCUGAUGGCCUUGGGAAUAUAUUUCAUCCACCACCUGCAGGGAAAAAAUCUGAGAAAAGUGCAUCUGAGUUUUUGGUUGAGAAGGUUUCUCAGUAUCCUGGUGAUGUAUCAAUACUUGCAUUGGGACCAUUAACAAAUUUAGCAUUGGCCAUCAAAAGGGACUCAUCCUUUGCAAGAAAGGUGAAGAGGGUGGUUAUACUUGGCGGGGCUUUCUUUGCAUCUGGAAAUGUCAAUCCUGCUGCUGAAGCAAAUAUCUAUGGGGAUCCAGAAGCUGCUGACAUUGUGUUUACUUGUGGAGCAGAUAUUGUUGUUGUUGGCAUAAACAUCACCACUCAAGUCAGAUUUACAGAUGAAGACCUCUCAGAACUAAGAAAUUCAAAAGGAAGGCACACACAAUUCAUAUGUAACAUGUGCAAGUUCUACAGAGACUGGCAUGUAAAAUCUGAUGGUGUCUAUGGGAUUUUCCUCCAUGACCCAGUCAGCUUUGCAGCACUAGUCCGAUCAGAUCUCUUUACAUUCAGAAAAGGGGUUGUGAGGGUGGAGACACAGGGCAUCUGUGUAGGACAUACAUUAAUGGACCAAGGAUUAAAAAAGUGGAACACAAUGAACCCUUGGUCAGGCUAUUCACCAAUUUCAGUUGCAUGGACAGUUGAUGUGCCUGGAGUUCUUGCAUUUAUCAAAGAACUGCUUAUGAAACCAUGAAAACAGAAAUCAGUCUCAGCUACCAAUAUGAUUUGUGCUAUGGAUCUGAUAUGGAGGUGUUAGCUAUCUGUUUAUUUGGAACUUGCUUCUCUCUUCUUCUUUACGACUGUAAAUGUUGGAUUUGAAAGCUUAACUUGUCACAUUGAGUCACCAAAUAUUUUGGUGCUUUCAUGAAAUUUCUACAUGACAGAUGUUAUAUAUUUUAUUAAGUGAACGUACAAUUUCUAUUCCAUGGUUGAAA